AUGGCCCGGGAUCUGGUGUGCGAUUUUUGCAAGGCGCACAUCAAGCCUCAUGUGCCGCUUCCAGCACAGUCAGGUCGCAUCACUCAGUUCAACCAGUUAGUCGGGGUGGACGUGAAGUACCUCCCAGGUUGGUUGCCUAACCAAAAGAUCAAGUCUGUUAACAUGGUUGAUCAGGGGUCGUGCUUUCAACAGAUUGUUCCCUUCUUUGAGCAAGAGACAUCAAUGUUGAUUGGCAAGAUCUUUGCCGAAGCCUGGGUCCGCUGGGCCGGACCUCCGGAGUCUGUGAUCGUCGAUCCUGCACAAACCAUGUUAGGGCGUCCUGUGGCGUCUCAAGUGCACGAGCCGGCUGAGCCGAGCCAAGAUCCUGGUCCCUUCGAGAUCUCUUCUCCGGGAAGCAAUGUAGACAUGCAUGUCACAAAACCGCAUGAUGCCGAGCAUGAGCCAGAAUCUCAGGUCAAAGACCGUGCAAUUGAGCCAUAUGUGAAUCCUAAGUCCCUACCAUAUGUCCCGGAAGAGGAAUCCUCGUAUGGUCCAGUGCGGCGUAGAGUCUCCACCAAGUCUCAAUCGUCUUCACUGUUUCGGCCACCAGCUAUGCUAGCGGAUGAUUUUUCAGAGUUGAUGAAAGACCUCGUGCCAUCCCUUAUCGAGAAUGCCAUUUCGAGUGAACAGGGAACAUCAAGCAGUUCCGCUUCAUCCGCGGCCGGAGUCAAGCGUGAUCGUGAAGACGAUGUGACACCCAUUGAAGAACCACCGGCUCAACGUGCACGGAAUGUGGAUUCGGAAGUGCUGUCGAUCGAGGAAGUCGCCGAAGCUUGGAAUGAUGGCAUUGAAACCCUCAUUGCUGCUCACAUCCAAAAGAAGCUCAGUAAAGAACUCCCUCCUCAUGGCAACCCACCAGAACUUCAAGCUUUGGUGGAUGAAUCCAAG
This is a messenger RNA of Durusdinium trenchii, 927 nucleotides long. The record is from the annotation of a GenBank genome assembly. Lineage: Eukaryota; Dinophyceae; Suessiales; Symbiodiniaceae.